ACUCCUUCCUACAUUGCCGGCAAAGAGAGUAUCGUUUUCGGCAACUUGAGCGACAUAUGUCACUUCCACGAAAAUUUCUUCGAACCCGAAAUUUGUAAAUACGCUAGUGGUGGUGAUUUCCUACCCGAAGAUGUUGGCCAUUGUUUCGUCUCCUUUGGUGAUCGAUUAGCUAGUCUCUAUGUUGAGUACUGUGUUAAUAAGGAGGAUUCAAUGCAGAUCCUUGUCGCUGAUAUGGCUGAAAACUUCUUUGGCAAACUACAGCUGCGCUAUCAAUUAAGUGAACCACUGCAAUCCUUCUUGAUCAAACCGGUGCAGCGUAUCACAAAAUAUCAACUCUUGUUGAAGGAAUUGAGGGAUUGUUGUGAUAAGUCAUCCGCAGGUGAACUCUCAGAAGGUUUGGAUGUCAUGAUCUCCGUACCGAAAAAGGCGAAUGAAGCGAUUCAUCUUCGAAUGCUUCAAGGCCUUCCAGAUGACUUGCCAAUGUCCUGCCUUGGCGACGUGGUUUUACAGGACCAAUUCACCGUCUGGGAACCUAAGCAACUCAUCAAGAAAUCACGCGAGCGUCGUGUCUUCCUCUUUGACAUUUGCCUCGUCCUUGCCAAGGAAUGUCCUGUGAAUCCUGGUGAAAGCAAGAUGAAGUAUCAAUUCAAAUCUCGUUUUCUGCUGGCUGACCUCAACAUCACAGAGCACAUUGAGGGUGAUCAGUGCAAGUUCGCACUUUGGGCAGGACGUGUACCCCCGGUCAGUGACUAUCGCCUUGUCCUCAAAGCAUCUAACCUUGAGGUCAAACAGACUUGGGUUCGAGCCAUCCGUGAAGCGAUGCGGGAGCGUAUGUUCAGCGUUCAGAGUCUUCAUCAGGAUGCAGCCUCCACUAAAAUUAGUGCUGACCCUGUCUCGGCCCUGGAUGCCUAUUACAUUCGAGAGAAUUAUCAGGUGAGAGUUCACUAUCCAAUUCCUCUAUAUUUCCUUUUGGCCAUUUCCCACACCAGAAUGAUGGGAAAAGUUUAUAAGUGCAUAAAUAGUGAGCGCAUGCCGGUGGAUUCUCAAGUCCAAAAUUGGCUUAAAUGA
Messenger RNA from Rodentolepis nana, 1068 nucleotides. The record is from the annotation of a GenBank genome assembly. NCBI's taxonomy places the organism in Eukaryota, Metazoa, Platyhelminthes, Cestoda, Cyclophyllidea, Hymenolepididae.